AUCGUUCAUUCGGAGCCCGUGAAACGUGUAGCUCUACUUAAUUUUCAUGAUAACACGUGGUACACGUUAUUGAUUACGGCAAAUUCUCAAUGUAACGCGUAUGAAACCGUGGGAGUAGUGACAUGUGUUCACUCAACCUCUACGAUACGUUAAGUGUCAACAUUUUUGAGUGCAAUUUAAUUAAUUGUAAUACGCGUUUCACGUUUGUGAUGAUAUUGCUUUUCACGCGAAUUUCAUGCUCGAUCAGUGAGUUAACCCAAAACAAAUAGUGCAAGUGCCUCUUUCUGUUGCAGAUGAGUUAAGAAGCUGAGCUUCUACACCCGUAAAUGCUUUGAAGCAUGGAAGAUAGUGGAAUUGACAGUGAUCCUAAAGCCGUUAACCAUGUGGAGGACGAAAGACUCUUCUUGGGUAGUGAUAGCAGUUGCAGCAGUAACCAUACGCAGGCACCUCAACGGAGCACGACCAAGCAAUUGCAAAAGAAACUUGAAACGCGUAUUGAACAGGCAAAGCGUAUCCAGCGCAACUCAGAUUACAUAAAGCUUCCAAAGUAUGACAAUGAGAAUACGAGCGGUGCCAGUUCUACCGGAUUGAUAUCAAUCCAGCGAUUGCCAAUACCACAUAAGAAUAAGGAACACCUCCCUCUAGUCGAAUACUGGCACAGUGAUAGCGAAAGCGAGGACGAAAUGACUCUCUUUCCGGCGAAAUCGAAGGACAAUUCCAAGCACAAGCAAGAUCUCACGGACACGUUCAGCAUCGGGGAGCUGAGUGACGAAAGCGAGGACUCUUUGAACCUGGAUCCAGCGCAGCCUCCACAUCCGUUUAUGCGAACCUACGUACCAAAUGGAUGUUUCGCUUGCCAUUGCCAUAUACUGUAAUGUAACAUAGUCUACCUACCUGAGAGAACUGAUUAUGCAUUUAAAUAAUUAUUAUUAUUUAAGUAUCAAUGUCAGUAUCAUUGAAAACAGAGUAUUGUAGCUUUAAGUAAGUUUGAGUAUUUAAGUUAUAUUACAGUACAAGUUUACCUUCAGUUAUGAGAUUAAUUGCGUCACAUCGAAUCGUACAUUGUUUACAGAACGUGCUGAAAUUAUUAAAGUUAUUUUAUUAAAUUGCU
This is a messenger RNA of Ooceraea biroi (clonal raider ant), 1111 nucleotides long. RefSeq lists its product as uncharacterized. The record is from RefSeq and is a predicted model, not a curated record. Lineage: Eukaryota; Metazoa; Arthropoda; Insecta; Hymenoptera; Formicidae.